This is a messenger RNA of Rhinichthys klamathensis goyatoka, 699 nucleotides long. RefSeq names its product ligand of ATE1 (gene liat1). The coding region runs from base 120 to 656 and encodes 178 amino acids. Gene Ontology annotation, biological process: protein arginylation. The transcript has 2 exons. Lineage: Eukaryota; Metazoa; Chordata; Actinopteri; Cypriniformes; Leuciscidae. The record is from RefSeq and is a predicted model, not a curated record.
AGAUGUUGAUGUAAUAAUAUCUCUUUAAAUGCUCAUUAAAAUGAAAUUUGUAUUUAAAGUAUAUUCAAAGUCUUUAUAAGCAAUGUUCUCGUUUUAAAGUGCUGGGAAAGCCGUGAGUAAUGGCAUCAUUUAGAGAAAAACGGAUUAAAGGUGCUUCUCAAACAAACAUGCGGCAGGAGAUUUCAGUUAAAAAAGGAUUUCACGUCCCACCUUUGACUGCCACAAUGAAAGAGAGCAAAAAGAAAAGGAAAGACACAACAAAAGAGAAAAAGAAAUCGAGGAAUUGUAUCAACCAAACUAAGGAUUCAGAGAAACUCCAGACAGAGCAGUGGACCAACGGAGAGAUAAGUGAUGCUCAGGGCAAAGGUCAUGCCAAAGCCAAAGAACAAAAGAGCAGCAAAUCCAAAAACCCCACUGUUGUAUCAGAAGUGCCUUUGGUUCCAACUGAGGAGGACAAAUCUGAUUUGACCCACCUUGGACAGGACAGCUUGAGGUGGGAAGGAGCUCUGGAAGACCCCAUUGCAGAGGCCCAGCGGUUGGAGGUCUACAGAGCCAAUCGCCGUAAACGUUACAUGGCAUCAAGAACAUUCACACCGGUUUGUGCACAGACUCAAACACCUCAAAAUGAAAUACACAACACAACCCUGGAGUUUUAACAUGAAGAACUUUGUCUUAUUAUCAGUCUACUAUCAUGUGCAG